UUGCUUAGAGUCGUCUGCGGUUAAAACCGUAGAACUAGAACCGAUAAUGGUAGAGUAAAAGUAGCUCAAGUCAGUAGAAAUUGUUACUGUCCUAAGUCAUUAGAACAUUGCAUUUUGUUGAAGAAACACGCUAUCACCAAGUUUUUACCGCCAAGAUGUCAGGGCAUACUCAUCCUUGUUGCAAGAUUGGGCCGUCUAUUCUGUGUGCCGAUUUGUCAUGCCUAGCCGACGAGUGUCGCAGAAUGAUACACAGCGGAGCUGAUUAUUUGCAUUUGGACGUCAUGGAUGGACAUUUCGUCCCUAACCUCACUUUUGGUCAUCCAAUUGUUAAGUGUCUGAGGCCAAAAAUGCCAGAUGUUUACUUUGACAUGCACAUGAUGGUGCAGCAUCCCGAGAAGUGGGUUGAAAGUAUGGCCGAUGCUGGAGCAAACCAGUAUACAUUCCAUGUUGAAGCCUGUGAAGACAUUCCCGCAUUGUGCAGAAAAAUUCAAGAAUCUGGCAUGAGAGUUGGCGUUGGUCUAAAGCCUGGAACACCUGUAGAAACAAUCCUGCCAUACUCAGAUCUGUUUGAUGUUGUAUUGAUCAUGACUGUUGAACCAGGAUUUGGAGGUCAGAGAUUCAUGGAAGAUAUGAUGAGCAAGGUCCAGUACCUGAGAACAAACUUUCCUGAUUUGGAUAUUGAAGUCGAUGGUGGAAUCGGACCCAGCACUAUUGAUGUUGUAGCUGAGGCAGGUGCAAACAUGAUUGUUUCUGGAACAGCAAUUACUGGGGCAACAGAUCCUUCCCAAGUUAUUGCCCUUCUCAGAAACUCAGUGGAGAAUGCAAUUCAAAAAUCCCAGCUUGAGCGCUGAAUAACUUAUUAUGAUUCAAUUCAACAUAGGUGAAUGGAUGUUUUAGAGUUACGAAUUCUUUGUCAUUGGGUUGUAUAUGUUAUGUUUGCACAUCAAAUACAAUGUGUAAAACAUU
Molecule: messenger RNA, 966 nt
Organism: Daphnia pulicaria
Lineage: Eukaryota; Metazoa; Arthropoda; Branchiopoda; Diplostraca; Daphniidae
Gene: Rpe
Product: ribulose-phosphate 3-epimerase-like
Exons: 1
Coding region: 156-851 (231 amino acids)
Biological process (GO): pentose-phosphate shunt; pentose-phosphate shunt, non-oxidative branch; carbohydrate metabolic process
Cellular component (GO): cytosol
Molecular function (GO): metal ion binding; D-ribulose-phosphate 3-epimerase activity
Source: RefSeq, a predicted model, not a curated record